Paramecium sonneborni is the source of this 3733-nucleotide messenger RNA. The record is from the annotation of a GenBank genome assembly. Lineage: Eukaryota; Ciliophora; Oligohymenophorea; Peniculida; Parameciidae.
AUGAAUUAGAGCAGAACAUAUUAAAUAAUAUAAUCUGGAUAAUCAGGUUCCAUUUAAAAUACAUAUAAUGAAACUCAAUAAAUUCGUUAUAAAGAGGAUAACAUUUAAGUUUCAACUUAAUAAGUUAAUUGGGCUUCAACUUAGUUACUUGGAAAAGUUGAUGAAAAAGAUUUCAUGGUUGUUUAACGUUCUAAGACUUAUGAAAAAUCAGAAGCUGAAAGAUAACAUCAUUAUGAGGAAUUAAUUUAAGAUAAUUUAAGAAUGAGGUAUCAUAGAUGCAAAUAUAUUUAGAGAAGUUAUCGAAUAAUUAAAGAGAGAAGUAGCCACAUAUAAAUCAAGUUCAAGUACUGAUGUGACAAUUCUCAAAAAAGAAUUGUAAAUUACAUAAUAAGAAUUAGAAGCAUGUUAAAAAGAAUUAAUGAUGUUAAGAAGUGAAACAGAAUUUAAAAAUAGAACAGAACUUGAUAAAUUGAUGCUUGAAUUAGAUCAAUGGAAGCGUAAAUAUGCAGAAAUCGAAUCAAAAGAUAAAGAUAAUGCAGAAUAAUUAAAAUAGCUAGCAUAUUAUUAAAAUAAAUUGAAAUUAUCUGAAUUAGAAGCAAAAAAGAAAUUUGAAAAAUAUUAAACAGUUGAUUUAAUAUAAUAAUAAUUAAAUGAUUAAGAAGCUCUUAUUGAAGAAUUGAGAUUAGAAAUAUAAAGAUGGAGAGAUAAAUAUGAUGCUGUUAUCUUAGAAAGUUAAGAAAUUAGGAUUAAAUUAUCAUAAAAUAAUUAGCUUACUUCAUUAGAAACUGAUAUGGAAGCAUUAAUUCAUGAAUUAGGAUAAUGGAAAGAUAGAUGCAAAGUUUUAGAGGCUCGACAUUAAACAUCUGAUGAAGCUAAGUUAUUAGCAAGAAUAGAAUAAUUAAAUCGUUUAUUAGCUGAAAAAGAAUAAGAAAUGUAAAGAACUCGUCUUACUAUGACCUAAUAAAUGACUUAGUAAAUGACUUAAUAAUAAUCAUCUAAAUUAACUUAAUAAUAAUAAUAAAUAGCUGAUUAUGAAAAUCAAUUAGAUUAACUCAAAAGAUAAUUAGAAGCUGCAUAAUCUAAAAUUGAUGAAUAAAAUAAGGAAAUGGAAGGAUUCCGAUUAUCUGCUAAUGUCUAUAAUUCAGAGAGAUUUGAAGAAUUAGAAUAAGAAAAGUGGAAAUUAGAAAUUUAAAUAGAAUAAUUAGAAAAAGAUUGUGAUACAUUUAUGUUAAGAAUCAAAGAACUUGAAGAUACUUAUUCUGAAUUAUAAAUUAAAUACAAUGAAGAAAAUGCAAACUAUCUUAGGUAUAAAGAUAUUAUAGAAUCUAAUUCCUCUAAAUAUAAAAGUGUUGAAAAUUUAUCUAAAGAAUUACAAAACAUUUAAUAGGAACUUGAAGUAUGGAAGAAUCGUUACUUUUAAACCGAAAUCAGAUUGAAAGAAUAUGAUUAAUUAAGAAUAGAAUAUGAUUCUUUGCUCAAAUAAGGAAAUAGAUCAGUUACAAAUGUAACAACAAUAAACAUUGAAAAUGAUAUCUAGUACAUUUAAUUAAAAAGAGAAAGAGAUAGUUAACAAAGAUAAAUUUAAGAAUUAGAAAUGAGGAUUAGAGAAUUAUAAACUACUUCUUUAAAAAGUUCAUAAGAUGUGAUGUUAAGAAGAGAAAGAGAUAAUUAUUAUAGAUAAAUUUAAGAAUUAGAGUUGAGAAUCAAAGAAUUGCAAUUUCAAUAAUAAUAAUAAUAAUAAGUGAAAAAUAUUUAUGAUGAUUAAAAAAUAAGAGAAUUGGAAACAAAACUUAAAGAACAACAAAGCAAAGUUUCAAUUUAUGAAACAAGAAUUAGAGAAUUUGAAAGUAGAACCAAAGAAUAUGAAACUAGGAAUACUUAAUCUUUAAUAGAGAAAACUGUUGUAAUGACUGAUGAACCAAAAAUAAAAGAAUUGACUGAAAUUAUUUAAUAAAAGAACCAAAAAAUUCUUGAAUUAGAAAUGAACUUAAAUUGUAAUUCAGUAAACACAAGUUAAAUUAAUACAAACUCAAUUCUAGUAAUUAAGGAAUAGGUAAGAACAAAAGAAUUAAAAAUAAGGGAGUUAGAAACCUAAAUAGAAACUCUUUAAUUAGAAAUAGAAAGAUUAUAAAACCUUAAGAGAGACUAAGAUGCAAGAAUUAAUAUCAUGAUUUAGAAAGUAAAAUCAAAUAAUAAUUUAGAUCACUGAGUAUGAAUCUCAAAUAAAUAUUCUAUAAGAAGUUAAAUUGAGAUAAUCUAAAAGAUCACCUUCAUAACAAUAACAAAUUACUACUUCAACGACUUUAAUAUAAUAACAAUAACCAAUUGUCUAAACAAAAAGUUAUAUUUAAUAGAAUACAACUUCUAAAAUUUAUUAAUAAUCUUCAUAAAAUCUGUCAUCACCAACUCCCAUAUCUUAAAAUUAUUAAUAUUAACCUAUUUAAAAUAAUACAACAAUGAAAUAAGUGAUUAUCACCAAUGAAGUUGAGAAGUAACAUUUAUAANAUAAAGAUAUUAUAGAAUCUAAUUCCUCUAAAUAUAAAAGUGUUGAAAAUUUAUCUAAAGAAUUACAAAACAUUUAAUAGGAACUUGAAGUAUGGAAGAAUCGUUACUUUUAAACCGAAAUCAGAUUGAAAGAAUAUGAUUAAUUAAGAAUAGAAUAUGAUUCUUUGCUCAAAUAAGGAAAUAGAUCAGUUACAAAUGUAACAACAAUAAACAUUGAAAAUGAUAUCUAGUACAUUUAAUUAAAAAGAGAAAGAGAUAGUUAACAAAGAUAAAUUUAAGAAUUAGAAAUGAGGAUUAGAGAAUUAUAAACUACUUCUUUAAAAAGUUCAUAAGAUGUGAUGUUAAGAAGAGAAAGAGAUAAUUAUUAUAGAUAAAUUUAAGAAUUAGAGUUGAGAAUCAAAGAAUUGCAAUUUCAAUAAUAAUAAUAAUAAUAAGUGAAAAAUAUUUAUGAUGAUUAAAAAAUAAGAGAAUUGGAAACAAAACUUAAAGAACAACAAAGCAAAGUUUCAAUUUAUGAAACAAGAAUUAGAGAAUUUGAAAGUAGAACCAAAGAAUAUGAAACUAGGAAUACUUAAUCUUUAAUAGAGAAAACUGUUGUAAUGACUGAUGAACCAAAAAUAAAAGAAUUGACUGAAAUUAUUUAAUAAAAGAACCAAAAAAUUCUUGAAUUAGAAAUGAACUUAAAUUGUAAUUCAGUAAACACAAGUUAAAUUAAUACAAACUCAAUUCUAGUAAUUAAGGAAUAGGUAAGAACAAAAGAAUUAAAAAUAAGGGAGUUAGAAACCUAAAUAGAAACUCUUUAAUUAGAAAUAGAAAGAUUAUAAAACCUUAAGAGAGACUAAGAUGCAAGAAUUAAUAUCAUGAUUUAGAAAGUAAAAUCAAAUAAUAAUUUAGAUCACUGAGUAUGAAUCUCAAAUAAAUAUUCUAUAAGAAGUUAAAUUGAGAUAAUCUAAAAGAUCACCUUCAUAACAAUAACAAAUUACUACUUCAACGACUUUAAUAUAAUAACAAUAACCAAUUGUCUAAACAAAAAGUUAUAUUUAAUAGAAUACAACUUCUAAAAUUUAUUAAUAAUCUUCAUAAAAUCUGUCAUCACCAACUCCCAUAUCUUAAAAUUAUUAAUAUUAACCUAUUUAAAAUAAUACAACAAUGAAAUAAGUGAUUAUCACCAAUGAAGUUGAGAAGUAACAUUUAUAAUUAAUCAAAGAAAUUUGUAUCCUAAAGAUGA